Messenger RNA from Durusdinium trenchii, 1659 nucleotides. The record is from the annotation of a GenBank genome assembly. NCBI's taxonomy places the organism in Eukaryota, Dinophyceae, Suessiales, Symbiodiniaceae.
AUGGAUGGCGAAGAGGAUGAUGAUCAGUUGCAAGAGGAGGAAUUCGAGGUCGAGGACAUCCUCAGAUACCGAAAGAAUGAGGAUGGCUCAGAGCUCUUCUUGGUGAAGUGGCAAGGCUAUCCUGAAGAUGAGUCCACCUGGGAGCCCUUGGCCCACAUGAAUGACAACUGUCGGGAACUCAUCGCCAAGGCCCGGGCGCUCUUCGCCUGGCGGCCGAACGGCGAUCAGUCCAGCUCCGGUGAGGUGGUCGUGUCCUCCUCGGGGCACGUGCCCGCGAACUCCGCGUCACCCAACUCCACGGCAGCAGAGGCAACUACUUCGAGUGUCGCAAUUAUUGAGGAAGACAAGGAGGAUGCCCAGGCUGCUGGUGGACAGCCGGGUCUAGAAGAAGCUCUUGGACAGGAAGAGGAGGAAGAGGAGGAAGAAGACACGGAGGCUGAAGAUGUCGGUGCGCCGGUACCAGCGCCUGCAGGUGAUGAGGAGGUCAGUAUCAUCGAAGAUGAUGAGCCUCCAGCCACGUCCAGUGGGCGAAGUCCGGCGCUCGAGCCUGCGAAGCGACCCUUCGACCCCAGCGGCUUUGUGGGGGCGCCCUCCGACCCGAGGAUGAAGCGCCCAAGACUGAUCCCACCCACGGUGGAGGUGCCGUUGGGGAGCGGUACCUGGGAGGCUCCAGUGCAGCCAGCCAAGGUCCCAGCGCCAACCACCCGGCCUGCCACCAACGGGGUGCGCCAUGCGCCGCCCAGCGGUCCGACCUCCAUGCCACGGUCGCCUGCGAGCAUAGGCCAAGCGCAUGAAGCUCACCUCCCCGAGCCGCCCAAGGAGCCGCCAAAGCCGCCGCCCAGUCGGGAAAUCAAGUGCAUUUGUGGAUUGACCGAACAAAUUGUACCAAACAGCCGCCCGGGCUUGAUUGUUUGUCGCGUGUGCAACUGUUCUCUCCACACAAACUGUGUGUCGGGAGCACUGCACAAAGCGGUGCCCGCACAUUUCGUGUGUCCACCCUGCCGCCUGGAUCGGGUGGAUGAGUUUCACCCCUCCGUUGGCGCUGGCGUGCUGAAGCACAGUUACGCUUCGAGCACCUCAACGUUCUCUUUGACCUUCGCAGCGCAGGCCGCGCAUUGGAAGAAACAAUGCUGGGCGGUUCACCUGCGGUCGGUGCACAUCCACGGGGGUGACUUGAGCGGUCCUGCUUGGCCUCACAAAGUCCAGGGCAAGAUGAAUGGUCGGCAAUGCGUGGCCAUCGAGCCGCCCAAGCACCUCCAUGUGCGUCGAGAGCAGUGCUACAACCUCACGCCUUUGCUCAAGCAAGGCCUGAACACGCUGGAGCUGCGCUUCUUCCCGAAGCCAGACAGGGCGAAAGAUGAACCGGAGGAGAAGUACUGCGUCGGCGUGGUGCUAACUCGUCCAAGGUCCGUGGCGUCGAUUUUGAGCCGAAUACGUUCCCGGUGUCAAGAAACAGUGAGUACUGGAAGAGCACGAGUGGCACGAUUGAUCGCUCAGGUGGCCAGAUUGGAAGCGGGACAAGAGGACGAAUGUGCAGUCACAGGUAACUUCGGACGAACCCUGAAGCCCUUUGCCCGGAGUCGUGCCGUUGGGGGAAAGGAAACAGGUCAGACAAGUGGGGGGUUGACGGAUGCGCAUCAUGUCUCUACCUGUUUAUGA